UUCUGAUACCCUGAUCCUUAAAGCUCCUGAAAACAACUGAAAACCGCAAAUAUUUCUUCUGUCCUUUAAGGAAGGGGCGCCAAUUCACAGCCUCCUAGUCUCGUGUCAAAAAGCACAAAAGUGCAUCCUAAUAGGCAAUGGAGUGCCAGUAUCAUCGUAUUCGUCGGCCCGAGAUCUAGACAGCUACGAGAGUAAUAGAAGACGGUCGCGUGCGUGUUCUGCGAUCGUCGAUUAUUUGUGUUUUCGACGAUUGAGUUUUUUUGCUAUAAAAACUUAUUUUGAAUUCGGCUUUUUAAUCGUCAGUAGUGUAUCUACGUGUUAUUUCUAUUGGAAUAAAAAAGAAUGAAACUGCUUCUCCAAAAAUAACACCUUCAUACAAAGUAAUAUAACAAAAUUCCUUCUAACCCACCACCCUAAUAGUGAAUGCGGUGCCUCAAAAGAAAACGCCCCAGGUGUAUUAGCCACCUCCUGGUGGCGAUAGUUUGUGCUUUAGCUCUAACAACUGUGGCGUGUUUAGUGGCCGAAACAUCGCCUCGAGAAAUUACUAAUUUUGUGUCGACAAAUGUACUUACAGAUGGUGAAGUUGAAACAAGGAUAUAUUACAAGGGGCUCAGUGCCAAAGAGACGAGAGUGGCAAGUGGAUCAAAUUAUGGCCUUACAUUUCGUCAGCUAACCCGAAAUUCGCACUUUAUCCAAAUGAUCUACGACGAAGACCAUCAGUUGAUAGACUGUGAGUUUGGUCAUGAUCAAAACCAAACGAAAACGUUCCUAUCUAGUUUUAAGCGUGAUUUAAGUAAUUUAAUAACUACCUCAAAUAUAACUAUGGAAUCUUUAGAUGGUAAACAGUUACCACAAGAAUUUCACUGGAUGAAUUAUACUCAUCUCAGAGAAGAUUGUCGAAAAAGGCAUAAAGAAAUUAGAGCUAGUAUGAAAAAGGAAAAGGAAUUCCUAGAUAGCCAAAGGUCGAAACGAAACGUCGACGAUAUUUUUCGAGUGCCAGGUACAAAAUGGUGUGGCAAAGGAUAUUCUGCCGACAAAUACACCCGACUAGGAGGAUUCUCCAGAACAGAUCGAUGUUGUCGGAAACACGAUCUUAGGUGCCCAUUCUGGAUAAAUGGAUUUGAGACAAAAUACGGUCUCUUCAAUUGGAGGAUAAAUACUCUCAUGCACUGUAACUGCGACGAACGUUUCAGGGCUUGUCUGAAGAGGGUUGGUUCCAGUGAUGCCAAUCUUGUAGGAAAAUUGUUUUUUAACAUUGUACAAACCAAAUGCUUUGUCCUAAAACCGAAGAAGAAUUGUGUUAAAUACUCUUGGUGGGGAAAAUGUGAAAAAUUCAAGAUGGUCAAACAAGCCAUACUAAGAGAUAAUUUACCAUAUUGACAUAGUUAUAGAUAGAAUAAAGGUUUCAAUUCCGUUCAUUAUAAAUCAGGAAUCAAAAACGUGGCUUCCGAAAUAUAUAUAACAUGCUUGUAGUAUUAUUUGCAGAAUCUGAUCCAUAUGUUUUAUUAAUUUUAUUAUACUCUUUGUAUUAAUAAGCAAUCAUUUCAAUGUGAAAGUAAUACUUCAUAAAUAAUAUUCAUCCAUAUAAAUAAUAAAAUGAUAAGAUUACAAAUAACCCUCUAUUGGUCGCGCCUGAAUCUAAGUAAUGUAGUUUAUUUAUCGUUUUCUUGAUAACAGUCAAUGGUAGGAGUACGAAAUGCAAAGAUAUCUCAACCCAAUGGGUCUUGAAUCAUGUCCUAGUGGGAUAGAAUUAAAAUCUCCUUACUGCUGCUGCUUUUGUUUUCAAACCCAAAUAGCGUCGGCCGUGUACCUACACACACGGCGAUUUCUGUCCCGGUAUAAGAUACAAAAACUGUAAUGAAUUUGAUGAUUCAUAUUAGACGAUAAUAUUAAAACGAGGCAAAUGGGUCCAUAAAUUAUUGAUGAUUAAGAGCAACUUGACUAUUUUUUACGGGCGAAAUAAAACAGUUUCGGCGUUUCGUGUUUCCAAAAAGUCGUGCCUAUUUUAGCAGCAUUUUCUGAUACACUCUCCUUUCGUACUGUUGCAUUGCAAUCAAAGAUAUAUGUUUCUUCUAAAGACGUUUCUAUCCCGAGAGGAAAUCGGGAAUCAUUUUAUUCUAUAAUGGGAUAAAUUCAGAUGUAGCUAUCGUCGACAAGCUAAUUAUGGCCAAUCAACAAGAAGGUGGUUAAUGGUGAGUUUUUAAUACCUCCUAGAACUGAACUCUCUCAUAUAGAGAAUAACUCGAGAAGCGUGAUUUAAACAACUACGAAAUCUAACAUAAUUUUUGAAAACAUAUAAUCUUGCAUCAGAUCCUCAAACAGGAACGUAUAGGGUACAAUAGAGAUGGCGUUGAUAACCAUGCUAUUAUGUUGGUUGGAAGACAUCGUUCAGUGCUUAUAGUUGUUCGAAAUGGGGCCUUUCUUGCGAUCCAUUAUCUUUUUUUCACUCGAAAGUGUGAUCACAAUAGCAUGUUAUUUGGUAUUUCACCCUGUAUAGACUAACUAUUAAUAUCAAUAAUAAAAGUCUUUGGUUUCUUUGAACAGAGUUCUAUAUACUUACCAAGAUGUGGAGUUAUUCCAAUUGAAUAACACAGCACAGCUAACCAUAUGACACAAAUCUGCGACCCAAUGGAGGGUUAAAGAGAAUCACAAUCAUCACCAAAACAACAUACUUAUAAUUUUGGAAAAUCGUCAAGCUAAUUUAUAAAAGUAAUAACAACCGAAAAAAUGCUUCUGUUGUUUCUUAUACCUCUGCAAUAUCUGGUGAUACAUUUGCGUAAUACAGUAUUAUAUCUGUCAUGAUCUAAACGUAGGUAUUAAUUACGUCUUAAUUAGAAGUUAAUGAUAAGAUAAAUUUUUAAAUGUAUUACUAUUAUUGUAAAAAGAGUUAUAUGAGUUAUAUGGUUAUAUUGGUUUUGCACCAACAGAUUGAACUUCAAAAUUCCUUUUAUCCUCUAAUAAGACUUUCAAUUUCGAUCAAAAAUUAACUAUAAUAUUAAGUACAACAGUUUUUAUAAGGCAUUAGUGCCUAUGCUAGACAAGAAUUAUAUAUACUGUCAGAUUGUCAAUUAGUUAAUUCAACAUGUUACAACUGUUAUGAGUUUUUUCCAUAAUUUGCAUAUUAAAGAAAAUAAUGAUGUGGCUUAUUUUGAAUUCUAUAGUAAUUUACAUUCAAGCCUACCAUAAGGUGCACUGUCCUCGAGAUUCGCACAAAAACUCGCAUCAUAUGAUAUCACUUCUUACAAAGCUUUAGAUUUUUUCAUGCUAAUAAGGGAGUUUGAAAAUGAUCUGCAAAAAAAUAUUUCGGUCAAACGUCAGGACAACUUGAAACUGCAAUUGUUAAGUUGUAUGAGCAAGUUAUUGCCAAGACCAGUGUUUCCGAAAGAAGUAUUCGAAGCAUUAUCUUUGAUCUUUCAGACUGCAAAAAAAUAUAAAAAUAACAAAAUCGACUUAUGCGACGAAGAUAGACGUGUAUUACAUAGAAAAAAAAUACGUAUAUAAAUUCGAGUUCAAAACGUCCUACGACGUUGUUCGAUGCCUAAAUGCCACUCCUUCCUGUCGCUGCUGUUCUAAUCAUACAUUUUUCAUAUACCCAAAAAUUUUCUCAUUAUAUGCAGCCAUUACAAUCUUGAUCUCCCUCUCUUUCUGUUCUCUUGUGGGAUCCACCUCAAUAUUUUUUUGGCAAACUUUCCUCCUCUUUCUUCUGCACGUGCCCGUACCAAAUCAACUAAUUUUUCUAAAUAUAUUUUAUAAUUGUUUGUUUUAGAUUCAUUUGUUUUUUUAUUGUGUCGUUUCUGAUUCGAUCUAACCUUGACUUCUAUUUAUUUUUCUUAUGGCGUCCAUUUCCGUGGCUUUUAUUUUUUUCUUUAAUUUUUCUUUUAUUCUCCACCUUUCCGAUCUAUAUACCACUCCCAUCAUAGCAUUGUAGAUUCUCAUUUUUCAGUAAUCCACAUCAUUCCCUUCAGUUAUUGUGUUUGCUCUGUUUAUUCUAUAUUAUAUUUAUGUUUUCUGUAUGUAUUCAUAUUCACAGUUCUCACAUCUCGCUAUAAUUUCGUUGUUUCCCUUAAACGUUUUCUACGUUCAUCUGCAGUCACUAUUUUCCGUAUUCUUCCUUUAGUUUGCGUGCUAUAGAUUCUAAGUCAUAUCUGUCGUUUUUGCACAUAUUAUCUGUUCAUCUGCAAACUGAGGGGUGUACAACUAGGUAUCAUCAUCGAUUUUAAUCUCCAUUCUUUUGCAUUUCUUCUUUCGAGUUGUUAGAGAUUUUGAAACAUAUAUUUUGAUAAUCAUUGGGGGGAUACAACACCCGUGUCUCAGGAAGUAUGAAGAUUCCGAUACUUUAUAUUCGGUUUUUAUUGCAGACUUAAUAUCUUCAUACAAGUUCUCGAUAGCCUUUAUUGACAAAUACAGACUUUUGCAACGUCUGAUCGAAGGAAAAAUCGAGGGAAAACGUUGUUCUGGCAAACGACAGAGUUUAUUGCUGAAGAAUAUUUGCGAGUGGACCGAUUUAGACUCUCAGACGCUGAUGAGAAGGGCCAGAGAUAGAAAUGACUUUGCCGGGGUUAUCGCCAACCUUCGUUAGAAGAGGGCACCCAAAAAAAAGAUAGCCUUUAUGACGGUAUGAUAAUUGUUGGUAGUUUCAAAAACUUCCGAUAAUUUCAAUAUUGGUAUGUUAAAUUAAGCCUUUUGUAAAUCCAUGAACAUUGGAUACACUGGUCUAUUUAUUUCUGUUUUUCUUUUCUAUUAAAUGCUUUAAAGAGAACACGUUGUAUGUACAGGUCCUUCCAGCUCUAAGUCCAAACUGUUCUUCUACAUAAUUAGUGUAUUCUUAUACCCCUUAUUUUCUUGUAGACACCCUCGGGUAAAUUUUCACCAUUUUGUAAAUAUACAAGCUAAAGAUUCCAAGGGCUCCAUUUUUUAUUAUUGCAGCAUUAAUUUCACCUGGAUCCGCUUUUGUUGUUUUUACAGAGCAAUUUCGGAAAAUUUUUUUCGGAACACAAAUAUGUAUAUGGAUAAAACUAAUAUUCAUUGUCAUGACUGUAGAUACUUAUUGCACAAAUCAUCCCAAUGAAAAAUUCUCAAUGUCCAUAUAAUCAAAAGGACAAAGACUAAUUCAUGUUGACAGUGAGAAUAGUAUCACUUUAGAUUACCAUAAGAUUUUUAAAAAAUUACAUAACAAUGGACAAUGCUCCUUAUUAUUAAAUUUAAAAGAUGAUGCACCGAAUUUGGAUUGCAGAAAACAAGUUGUGAUAGCGGGAUAGCGGUUUAUAUCUAUAUUAUUUUGAAUAUUAAUUGUAGUCUUAAGAAUCCAGUAAUUAAUUCAGAAGGUUGAUGGUUUUAAGAUUUCACUGAAAAAGCAUCAACGUUGCAAGUCAAGUGAUGUCACGAUAAAAUACUUAUAAAGCUCAAGCUAUUAUCAAAGUUGCCUUCCUAGAUAUCGAAAAUGGUCUCGAAAGUAUGGGAAUUUGUUCCAUAGUGAUAAAAUCAUAUAAAGAACACUUUCAGUGUGAUUUUUAUUUUGGAAGUUUUAAUUAAAUAUAAAUAAUUAUAAAAUCGAAAUUUUUUAUUGGUUUUCUGUUCCGCUUAUAAUGUACCAUGUUAUAUAUGUAGAUGUUAUCUUCUACUCUACCAUUCUUUUAAUACCCCUAUUAGUCAAAGUAAUAUUUAUGUUCGCGAUCUUAGCACCUCAUUUGCGGAAUUUCCAUUGACCAAUUAUACCAUCUGAAAGGUCAGGAAUUGGUCAUAAAAGGUCAGUUGGUCUUAUUAGUUGGUCAGCGUUAGAAAAUUUUUGCUAAACGGCCCAAAGUAUGCGCCCUAAGACAAUUACAACUUUUUUUUUUUUCGAUAAUCACUUGACCAAAUAUUCAUAUAAGCUGACUAAUUAUCAGCAAAUGCUUCCUGAUCGCGCAUAGGAGGAAUUGUUCAUUUUUUCGCGAAUGAGGUGCUAAAAUGUCUCAAUGACCUUGAAAAACUGUCUCAUCACACAUCACUAAUGUAACCAUAUCACAUUAUUAGAUCACUAUUCACUUAAACUACAUAACAAUAGAUUGAGACGACUAUUUAUGGUACUCAGAGAUCUAAAACUCAAAUGUUUGACGUAUACAUUUACGACCAGUAAAUCGACAGAUAAAUAUGUUUCUUUCAAGUUCUUUGUUUGGUGAAAAAGACUUCUAAUUAUGAUACAAAUAGAAAAA
Diorhabda carinulata is the source of this 6191-nucleotide messenger RNA. RefSeq lists its product as uncharacterized. Bases 424 to 1380 code for a protein of 318 amino acids. Gene Ontology annotation, molecular function: A2-type glycerophospholipase activity. The transcript is spliced from 5 exons. NCBI's taxonomy places the organism in Eukaryota, Metazoa, Arthropoda, Insecta, Coleoptera, Chrysomelidae. The record is from RefSeq and is a predicted model, not a curated record. Gene Ontology annotation, biological process: arachidonate secretion; phospholipid metabolic process.